Messenger RNA from Meleagris gallopavo (turkey), 5549 nucleotides. Lineage: Eukaryota; Metazoa; Chordata; Aves; Galliformes; Phasianidae. The record is from RefSeq and is a predicted model, not a curated record.
AUGAAACAUGUGGAAGACAGAUUUGGUGACAGUGUGCAAGAAGAGGUGCUUCUGCUGUGUCUGGGCAUUACUUCAGGAAUUGGCCGAUUGAUCUUUGGCAGAGUUGCGGAUUAUAUUCCUGGUGCAAAAAAAGUUUAUUUACAGGUGACAUCAUUCUUCUUUAUUGGCUUGAUGUCGAUGAUGAUUCCAGUGUGCCACGUCUUUGGAGGUCUCAUUGCUGUCUGUCUCUUCAUGGGCCUGUUUGAUGGGUGUUUCAUUUGCAUUAUGGCUCCUAUUGCCUUUGAGCUUGUUGGGGCUCAGGAUGUCUCCCAGGCCAUAGGAUUUCUCCUUGGACUCAUGUCAAUACCUAUGACAGUUGGUCCACCCAUUGCAGGUUUGCUUCGUGAUCGCCUCGGUACCUACGAUGUGGCAUUCUACCUGGCUGGAGUCCCCCCACUUAUCGGCGGAGCGAUAUUGUGCAUCAUCCCCUGGGUCCACGAACGACAUAAGUUGAAAGAAAGGGCAAAAACUGUUGAUGGAGAAACUACUGAGAAAAUGCUGGAAAAUGAAAGCACUUUGGUGUCAGAUGCCGCGGAAAAGCCAGUCAAAGAAAUGGAAUCAGGUGUUUGAUGCUUUCUUUUCCUAUACAAGAUGGACUUUCUUCUACCAAAGCUACAUUUCUACUUAUUGGCUGAAGAUACUACGUGAUACUAAAGAUGUUCUGAACUGCUGAAAUUGCAAAACUGCUUUAAGAAUCUUUUAUACCAUUGAACUUAUUUUGAUGAGUUGUUGAGUUUGAUUUCAAGCCACGUUUUCAGAGUAUUUGAAGUUUUGUAACAUUAGUGUGUACAUGUGUAGUGAUUCUGUGUGUGAAGAGAAUAUUUUUCUAAUUCAUCAGAAUGUAUUUCUCGGAAAUAUGGAAGCUGUGUUUGGUUCAAUGACCCAGGAUUCCUCAAUAACUUGUGUGCUCCACUCAAUGCAGGCACACCCAGGGAUGUUUUAUACUGGAGCAUUUAGUAGUUCUUAAAACUGAUUUCAUUUUUGAAGUUUCUUGUGCUGUUUUACAGUCUUUCAGAAUUCAGUAUCAUGAUUCUAUUUAGUGGGGAAAUAUUGGUGGUAGGUGGAUGGUUGGACCUGACGAUCUUGAGGUCUUUUCCAAUCUUGGUGAUUCUAUGAUUCUAUGUAUAUGCAUAUUUUAGAUUCCCUUCGCUCUCGCUGAAAUCAUUUAGCAUUACAAAGUUAAAUUAUUAAACAUCUGUUUUGUUUUCUCUAAAACCCCCAGAUGGCUCAGUUUAAUCAUUCACUUUUUGCAUUGAUUCACCUUUUCAUAGUAGCCUGAACAAAGAGAUGACAUUUUGGAUGGAACCAGGUUUUGGAUAUGCACAAACUGAGCUUAGAAUGCAAACGCAUUUGGAAGUACAGCUGCUGAAUUACAGAUUCUUGAUACUUUUUGGUAACACAAAACUAUUGAUGUGUAUGUAAUGUUUUCACCUAAGCGUCACAAUUCCUGAUGGUGGUUUUGAUUUAGGUUUUUGGUUUUUUUCUCCUUAAAACUGAGACAGCUUUAAAGAUAGAUCCUAAGUGCAAUAAUAUGAAAUCGUUCUUGAGAUGUGGAAAUAAAGGGGAGCUAUUAAAACAACGCUCAACAACAUAUUUGCACUAAGUAAACAUGCAGCUUUAUUUUAGGUCUUCACAGCUCUGUAUUGUAUUCAGACAUAAAGAAAUGUCUUUGCAUGUCCUAUUGGUUGCUUAUCAUACUAAAGUAUGUCCUGAUUGCUUAUGUGUUCUUAGGUAUUAUGUACUGUUUGUCAGGCGUGUAUUUCUGGAUAUCUCCUCUGAAAAGUAUUUGAAAACAUGAUACUUUCAGAUGAAAACAACACAGUUUAUCUUAAAAAACACUUCCAAGCGCAUUGCUUUUCAGUGGGUAUGGAUGAAUGGUGCAGUGGGAAUGCCUGAAUAUUCUUGACGUCAAGUCCAUUGAGCAUUUCUGUAGUCUUCAGGAGUGUCAUAGCAAAGAGCAAACUGAAUGCAAUCUGAAGACAAAGUGCACCCUGAAAUGCAGUUUUUAUAAGUGGCAGUGCCUGUUCUUUAUGUGAACCACAGAGAGAUAUUGUUUUAAAAUUAUAUCACUUAAUGUCUCUUCUAUUUCUGUUGUUUUUCUAUUUUUCAGCAUUGUAGUAAACUGCCAAGAAAGCCCACGAACGCUUGUGAUCUGAAACACUCUAUUAGCAGUGCUAUUACUUGAAAUGUUUACAUCUAUCAGCUUAAAGAAGUCUUAAAUGGAAUCACACACAGCAUCCCAAUUAUCGAAGACCAGCACUGAUACUUUGUUUGUAUUGUAGAAUUUCAGUUCUUGUCACAUGGAAUGUUGGAAGGAAUUGGAUUUACAAAGUUAAUGGAGUAGAUAAGCGGGACUUAGAGGUGGAAAACAAUCCUUACAGCAGCCGUCCCUUUGGCUUCGCUGGGACUUGUGCUUCUCCACGUCCCAAGUACUCACGAGAAUUUCAUUAGAACAUUAAUAGCAUUGCUAAUUAAAGCAAGUACCAAAUGCUGCCUUUAGUCCAGAAGCGAUAACAGCAGCUCAUGCUGUUCCAGUCUGGCGUAUCUCUGCAGACGGUGUUUUCCAGCAUUGCCGCGUGUGUGGGCCGUGCAAUGGAUUCUGCUGAUUAAGUGUGAUUAAAAACCUCUCGUUUCCUUUUGCUUUAUGACAAAUGAAUAUUCACCAUGAGUCUUACAUUUCAUGUGUUGUAGCUUUGGGAGUUUGUAACAACAGUUAAAGCUGCUUUUUAGCAUUAGUGUGACUUGAAACUGUCAUGAUGAGACAUCUUGAUGUAACUGUGGCACCUUCCUGACUUGGUGCUCUGAAUAUAUAAAAUAGCCAGGAGAGAAUAUAAAGCAAGUGCUGUUAAGAUUUAUAAAUGUUACAGAAAGAAUGUAACACUAAUAUGGAUUAAUUAUUGUUAGACCCUUUCAAAAUGUAUCCCUACGCAAAAAUUCAAAUGUUCAUAUUUGACUAACUAAAUAUGUGAAUUAUCUUCCCCAGAUCAAUUGCAUUUAAAACAAAACUAAACAAAACAAAAACCCCAAACAGUGGCCUUGGGAAGGGAACUCAGAGGGAAUGAUCACAUAGCAAUGACCAGAGCAAUAUCAGAAACAAAUGCUGAAAUCAGGCGGCGGAUGCAGAGGUAGGACUCGUGAAGUUAAGUUGGUGCGCUGCUGUCGGAAUACUGAACCUAUUGCUGAUGCCAGUGCUUGUUUUACAACGGUGCUGCAACUGAAAAGACUUCCAAAAAAUGAGAUUUCGGAAAAGGCUUUUAAAAAAAUGAAUGCACGAGAAUUCUGAUAGCAUCUUUACUGCCAGCUCACGUCUACUGGGGAAAUGAAUGUCCAGUAGAAAAAAGUCUGUAUUAGACAGAAGCUUUGUGAGAGGAUUGCAUGCUAAAAUUAGACAAGAAGCAGUCAAAAUGAAAGUAAAAUUCAGAUUGUUGGCAGUGAGACUAAUUAAGCGUUGAGAAACUUGCAUAUAGACAUAGUGAGUGCCCUGAGGCUGUGAAAGUGAGACUGCCAAUCCAUCUCCCCUUUCAAAAAAUAACAGAUAAAUGUCCAUCACAAACAGCAGCUGGUUGGUACACUUUAGAAAAAAUGACAGCAUGGUGUAGAAAUGUUUGUUAUUUUGAAAAUUGGGAGGAAAAAGCACCAAGUAUUUUAUUUUGUUUCAUCUGAAUAAAUGUAAAUUUUUUGUAAUUACAUUUAAUUUUAGGUGUGGAAGCCUGGGAAUCUAUUGAAUCUAUUGAACUCUCAUUUUGAUGAUGUAAUGUGUGUCAGAGCUAUUCCUGUUGGGGAUGGAUUCUGUAAUGAAAAUACUGCUUCUGUUCAACAGAAACCCUUAAAUCAUUCUGAGAUGCAGAUGUAUCCCUCUCUUAAGAAGUUUGUGCUUUCAUAUAUAUUGUUGUCUCAUCAUAUAAACAGAAUAAUCCUCUUCCUUUUUUCCAUCAGGUACUUUCAGGGUAAGCUAGAAAAUACUGGGCAGAAACAGCUUCAUUUAUGAUUCAAUCUGUAGUCUUACUCUGUGCUGUGACUGCAUACACUGGAUCGCAAAAGCAAAACUGAUUUUGAACGAGGGUUUGGUUUGAUGGUUUAUAUGGCUGACAGUUGUGAUGCCCUCUUGGUAGGUAUUGAGGUCCUUGGAAAUCUUCUUAAAUCUGUUCAGCAAGGAGUCUGAAAUCGUGCCAAGUCUUCAUAUUCUUAUUUUCAUCUAUGCUAUCCAACAAUAUACAAAGCAAAAUUUAUAAAAAUUAUUGUUGGAUUUCUUCUGGCUAUGUACUUGUAGACUGUUGAAGUAUCAAAGAUCUCAAAUGCCUUCUUUACCAUUCAAAAUUUCUACUUAUUUCCAGGGACUCUUCAUGGACCUUUCUCCAUUGUAGAGUCAAAGGUGGCAUUGCCACGAGUUCUGUUCUGUGAUCAUAUGUGAGGGUCUGUUUGGGAUCAGGUGAGGUAAGCAUUUGAUGCUUUUCUCUUGGAUCCUCACGCAUUAUGUCUGGAUAUGUACCUUCCUAAAUUCUCACUGAAGAUACUGGAUUUUCAAAGCCAAUGCACAUCCUAUUGUGUAUGGAUAGUGCUUCUUAUACCUUGUCCCUGCAUUAAACCUUUGAGCAGUCAUUGCCUGAUGGAGAAAGCAUUCUCAUGGAGUGGGAGAGGAGGCUGAGGCAGCCCAGCAGAAUACUGAGCUGCCCACCCAUAGAUGAAGGCUUUGAUCACAUUCUUAAUGUAUAAAAUAUAGACACCACAGUUUGAAAGCAAAAAUGCCCUGCUCAGUUGCUCGCACCAGGGAGUACAUGCCAGAGGAACAGGAGAUGCAUCCUUGUGGCCUUGACUGGAGAAUCUCAGGACAGAAAUCACUGCUACUACCCUGGAAUCAUCCUGAUGGGUGAGUUUAAGCACUGUGCUGGCAACCCUGCUCAGCUCGUGGGACCCUAUGGGAUCGGGAUCCCACCGUGGGAGCUGACAUCAGGCACCUCAGUGCAUCUGUUGGAACCAACCGUCUGCUAGGGAGAGUGUGCAUGUAUGUGUGCACGUAGGUAAUACCAUGUAGUUUAGCUGGGGCAUACAUGGUCUGCAUUUAACUACAGGAGCUGCAGCACUUGGAUGUGACUGAGAAAAUAAUUUGAUUUACACAUCUCUGUUGACAAGCAUAGCGCCACUACAGUUCCAGACAGUAAGCUUCUUUUAAUGCUGGCAUAUUUUCAGUAUGCCUUUUAGCCUUUUCUAUAUAUUGUGUCAACAUUUUAAAUGUUUCAGAACUUUGCGUUGAGUGAUUUUAUACUGAAAUGUGUGCUAAUACUGGUAACACUGACGUGUUUCGCUGUCUUUAUAGACCUCCUCUUUUGUAUGUUGUUUUGAAUAUUAAAAGAUGCACAUUUUGCCAGCCUUAACUCCGUUCUUUAAGAUUCUGCAUUGUUAGAAAGGUUGAAAGAGAAAAAAACCCAACAUUGUCUGAUGUCUUUCAUUUUGCUAUAAUAAUUGUGACCAAUCUCAAAUUACCCUGAAUAAAGAUGGUAGUUUUUAAGUGC